CGUACCUAAGAUGGUCUCUAAUAUUGUGGAUACGAAUCCUGAGAAGACAGUUUCUGGAGAGUGUGACAAAAAAUACUUUAAAAUGUCAGUUGCUGUUCCAACACCAAUCAACCCCAAGCCUUUCUUGAACCAGCUCACUGGUCAGGCAGUCAUUGUUAAGCUCAAAUGGGGCCAUGAGUACAAAGGCAUCCUUGUGUCAGUUGAUGGCUACAUGAAUCUUCAGCUUGCCAACACAGAAGAAUACAUUGAUGGUCAGUCCCCUGGCAGUUUAGGAGAGGUGCUGGGCCGCUGUAACAAAGUCCUUUACAUCAGAGGAGCUGAAGAUGAUGACGAAGAAGAAGGCCAAAUGAAGGAAAAGUAUAAAUAUGCUAAUUAAAGAUAAAUUGCACAUAAGUUUAUCAGUUGUAGGAGUGUGUUGUA
Cherax quadricarinatus is the source of this 420-nucleotide messenger RNA. It is a transcript of the gene SmF, whose product is annotated as small ribonucleoprotein particle protein SmF. The record is from RefSeq and is a predicted model, not a curated record. Gene Ontology annotation, molecular function: RNA binding. Lineage: Eukaryota; Metazoa; Arthropoda; Malacostraca; Decapoda; Parastacidae. Gene Ontology annotation, biological process: mRNA splicing, via spliceosome; spliceosomal snRNP assembly. Gene Ontology annotation, cellular component: catalytic step 2 spliceosome; pICln-Sm protein complex; U1 snRNP.